AUAGGUGCGGCAGAGCGCGUGAAACUAUUUUCUUCACACCGCCAUUUUCAUCUUUUCAUCCUUCUGUCGGCUUUGCUCUUCCUGCGUCUCUGGCUCUGCGUGCGCCUGUGGAUCAUGUCUGAAAGGGAGUUGAUGGAGCUUGAUGAGGAGGAGAACGAUUUUGUGGGGAAAGUUCCUGAAUUCGGUGCAAUCUUCAUGUCUAACACCGCUACAAAGAGAGAGUGUUUUAGGCGAAAAAUUUUUGGCCUUCCAUCUUCUCAAGCUUGCUUUGUGAAGCAGGUUAAAGCUGGAAUGGUUUUGUUUCUAUUUGAAUUUGAGAAGAGACAGCUUUAUGGUGUGUUUCAGGCAUGCUCUGACGGUGCCAUAAAUAUUGUACCCCAUGCAUACAGAUCAUCUGGCAAACAAUUUCCUGCACAGGUUCAAUUUUCCACAAUUUGGUACUGUAAUCCCCUUCCUGAAAAUGAAUUCCGUGCUGUUAUUGAAGAUAACUACUACGCGUCAAAUAAAUUUAACUUUGGUCUUUCUAAAUAUCAGGUUCAUAAGCUUUUGUCAUUAUUUAGAUCGAGGAAAUUAGAAGAUGAACGACCACAGAUACAACUUACCAGAAAUAGUGUUACAAAAUCGGUUGGGAACUCUUUGGAUAAAGGCAGAAGGAGAGAUGAUGAUAGCAUGCUUUUAAUGAGCAAUACGGUAAAAAAUGAACAUAAUUUGAAUAUUGAGCCUGGGACAGUCAUCUCUGGUGGAAAGUCUGGGAACUCGUGGAGGAAAAUAAGAAGCAUAGCUGAUUAUGGCAGGUUUUCAGAAAGAGACCGUGUAAAAAAUGAGCAUAAUGUGGAUUAUGACCAUGGGUUCGCCAUACCAAUUUAUCCAGGGAACUCCUUGGAUGACGUAAGAAGAGCAGCUAAUGAUGGAGAAUUUGCAACAAGUGAGAGGGUAGGAAAUCAAUCUUACCCAGAUAGCAAUUGUCAGGUUAUCUCUACUGAGUGCUGUGGGAACUUCUGGGGUGACUUGAGAAGAGCAACUGAUGACGGCAGGCUUUCCACUAGCGAUGAAGUAGGAAGUGGGCAUAACAGGUACAGUGAUUGUGUUCGUGGGACCCAAAUUCAGUACUGUUUGGACAGAGGAAUAAGAGUAGCUGAUGUUGGCAGGCUUGCCAUCAGAAAUGGUGUAGGAAACAUUCAGAAUGUAGAUAAUGAUCUUGGCCCCAUUCCAUCAACUGAGUACCUUAGAGAUUCUAUAGUUAAGGAGAAAAGAGUAGUGGGUGGUUAUGGCAGUUUUGUAACAAAGGAGAGCGCAAUGAAAGAGCAUAAUUUGCACGGUGAUCUUGAGUCGGUUGUAUUGACUGAGGACCUUGAGGACUUUGGAGUCGAAACAAGAAUGAUGUCUGAUGAUGAUUCCAGGUUUGUAACCAGUAAUAGCAUAAGAACUAAUGCAGACAAUGAUUGCAGGCCAGUCAGCUCAACUGAGUGCUCUGGGUCGUAUCACCAAAAUAUAAAUCCUUUAGGGUGUUAUGGAAAACCAAUUCAAGAUAUGGAUAAUAUUUCAGUUCUGGAUAAACUUCGACCAUCUUCUGCAUUGCACUCCUCAACGAAGCCACAGAUUCCUAGCCUUUCUUAUUUUACCUAUCAUAAAGAUGCAGUUAUUAAGAGGACUGACCAUUAUGAUCCUGAAGCAUCUAGUCAUAAUUUCAGAUGCUCUCCACCAUUUGGGGAUAAUCAUGGUUAUAAUUUAGCACAUCAAUGUGUUCCUUAUAAUGGAAAAUCUGCAGAUAAUUCUUUCCCUCAAUCUAAAUUCCAUCAUGAUGUUGCACUAGAAUGUGCAACUCACUAUAGUUAUGCUGGUAAUCCCCUCCCUCCAUUUGAAAACCAAUUGUUUCCUUCUCAUUUGGAGCCUAAUGCUAUCAGCAAAUGCCUUGAUGUGCCUUCUGACCCUUGGAAUUAUGCUUCAUUGCCUGCCCCCAGCCAUCAGAAGCAUUCCUACCCUAAAGGAGCCAUUCCUUCCUCAAGUCCUGGAUCUUGCAAAAACAGGGAAGUAGAAACCUUUGAUAUUGGAGGUUACAAAGAUGUGUCCUUUUCAGAGUCAUCAUGUCCUGUCACUAUUUUGGACAACCAAAAUUAUUCAAGGAAAGCCAUGUCCUGUUCUUUGGGGCUAAGCAAGAAAUCUUCCUUUAUGGUUGAUCAUGGUUACCCUUCAGCAUCAGAAGCCAAAUUUGAGCAUAAAAGACAAUUCAGUGAAACUUUUAGGGUUGAGAGUAAGUGCGAUUUGCAGGGUUGUGCUUGUUCUUUACAGUCCAGAAGCCUAUACUGCAAUGAACACAAGUCACCCGGUCAUGAUGUUGAAAGCAUGCAUUCUAAUCAUUUAAAGAGCAGAACUAGUGUUUUUUCCCGCUUGACUUCAGCUCCAAAACUAAACAUACAAGAAAAUGAUUCCCAUAUAGGUGAUGGAGAUGGAGAAUAUGAUAUGGAUGUAGAGGACAUCAUGAAAAUGUUGGAUAGGAAUCAUCUUUGUUGGACAAAGGCAAGAAACUAUAAACAUUUAAUUCAGAAACACAAUAAUGUUGAAAACUGGAGGAUUAAGAAACAGACCUUUCAUUCUCAUAAGGAGAGGGACUGCUCAGAAAUGUUGGUGAUAAAGCAAAAUGCUGAUGUGACUGAAGAAGUGUAUGGCAACCAUAUGGCUGAAGGGACACCGCUAUUGGAUUUCAAGCGUCGGAGUGAAUUGCUGAAAAAUAUGGACAAAAAUAAGACAAAAGGUUGUUGUGAGACUGCAGACAGCGAGAACAAGAUGCUUGGACACCACAAAAGGAGAAGACUGGUUAGGCCAAACUUUAGUAGUAAUGAGUCAGGUUUUAGUAUUUAUGAGUCAUUUCAGGACAAAGGCAUUGUUGGUGACCUUGCUUUAAAUCUACAUCAGUCAUCUAAUGACAGUUGCUUUAGCAAAGAGAACACCGAAAGUCAUAAGGCUGUAGCUAGAAGCCAUGGAAAUGAGGACAAUUCAUCUCAGAAUGUUGCAUUACAUAGUGUAAUGGGCUCCUCUGAUUAUCAAGGCAGUCCCACUGACAAGGGGAGAGGUACAAAACACACAGAAAAGAAUGGUGAAAGUGGUGAGGUGUCACUUAGAAGCGAAUGUGAAGAUGGUACAAAACUAUCUGAAGAUAUUGGUGCCAAAAAUGCUUCCUUGUUCAUUCUGCACAAAGACAAAGGUUGUAAUUCUCAGGAAGGCUCGACUGUUGAGGAUUUAAAUGUGGAUGAAUUAUGUCAAAAUCGUUCUGGCAUUAUUGCUGCAGUCUCCAAUGUGUAGGAGUCUUCUCAUGAACCAAGUGAGAGAGUGGGGGAAAGUGCUCAAAUGGUAUCUAGCAUUAUCAAUAGCAGGGGAGGCAGCGGAAAGGAACCAUUUCAAAUUAUUGAACAUGAAAAUGCUGCUUAGAUGCAAUAUGGCUGAAGGCAAUGGAUUAGGCACUCAAAACUAGAACCUGAAUGGGUACCUGAACACGUAGAGCUGGUAAAUCUUUGUAAGCCUGGUGAGACUGGGCAUCUAACAGGUCUAAGCUCUGGUACAGAGAUUAAGCUUGUUUGAAAAGGAAGAAUAACCACGAGAGAGAGAUUUAAGAAAAGUUGGAUACAGAGAAGUUUUUGUUGCAUGGAAAUGGAACCAAGGCCAUGAAAUUGAUUUUCAUCGAAAUGCGGAAAACAGUAUUCUCUAUAAUUGCAAGCUAGUGCAAUGAAGAGCUGGCUGGGAAUGUUUUCGCACAUCAAAGGAUUUCUCAUCCAGGAUAGCUGACAAUGAGCUUAAUAUUUUGGUCUUCACAUGUUGCUGCUUUUACUUGCUUGGGAAAUUGCACCCUUACUCUAUUUUUGCUUAUAAUGAAUGCAACUUCCAUGUCUUCUUGCCAACGGGUUGGGUGUGGUAUGUUGGCUGUGGCCACUGCUUUGAGUUGAGUUUGAAGUUUUUAGCUUUUUGGAGUUGUCAA
This is a messenger RNA of Malania oleifera, 3970 nucleotides long. RefSeq lists its product as uncharacterized. The record is from RefSeq and is a predicted model, not a curated record. The transcript has 4 exons. Lineage: Eukaryota; Viridiplantae; Streptophyta; Magnoliopsida; Santalales; Ximeniaceae. Bases 115 to 3300 code for a protein of 1061 amino acids.